Aethina tumida (small hive beetle) is the source of this 2627-nucleotide messenger RNA. RefSeq names its product G patch domain-containing protein 2. Bases 150 to 1208 code for a protein of 352 amino acids. NCBI's taxonomy places the organism in Eukaryota, Metazoa, Arthropoda, Insecta, Coleoptera, Nitidulidae. The transcript has 5 exons. The record is from RefSeq and is a predicted model, not a curated record.
AGAUUUGUGUCACGGUAUUGUCAAAUUGUAUGUUUACAAAUUCAACUGAAAAUAUUAUGUUUUUAUAUAAGAUUGACGUUAUGUUAUUGAACUGAUUGUCUUAGUUCAUAAGAUGAAGUAUUGAAUCACAUGAAAAUAGUAAAACUGCAAUGGAUCAUUUAGCUCAAGACUUGUCUGUGGCUCUGGAAGAGUCAGAGUCCUGUGGUCCGAUGAACAUUGAGAACUACAGGAAAUGUGGCAUGAGAAGGAGGACCAGAUCAGCUGGAAAUUUGCAUCUCUGUAUAAAUAAGUCUGGCGAUAAUCCGACAGAUGAAAGUUCAAGCAGUAACUCCGAGGGUAGAAAUAAAGUUCAUAGUAAAAUUUCGAGUUUUCAUCAGUCCGAUUCUGACGAUGUGUCUUUCAAUUUUACAGUGUCCAAGGUGAUUAAUCAGAGGACUUCUCUCAGAAUGAAGCAUCCCAUCAACAACUUUCUCCGAGGGGUUAGUCACAGUUUGGAAAGUGACUCUUUGAAUGAACACUCUCCGGCCCGUCCAAAUUUGAGGAGAAAAAGAAAAUUGAAGAGGAUGAGUAUAGAUGAGACUCCUAUACCACCAUGUGGCAAAAGAAAGAGGUCUCAAAGAAUGGAAUUUGUUGAAAAUUCCAGAGGUUUAAAGCACUACAACAAAAUUAAACCAUUGCAUCAAAGUAUAGUUGACAAAAUUGAGAAGUUCUGCCAUCCUAGUAAUGAAGAAGUGAACAAAAUGGAAAUAGUCGACGAUAGCUGUGAAGUGGCUAGCGAAAGCAGUAUUAGCUGGAGUGGCGGAGAAGGACACGAAGGAGACGACGAACUAACAGACUGGGCGCCCACAAUGGACAAUUCCAAUGUCAGCGAUCCUCUUCCAUGGAACGAAACCGAUCCAAGAGAAAUACGUGCAGGUUGUCGUCGUAUAGGUAGCGAACGGCCGGGCUUUAGCAUAAGCACGGGCGCUAACGAACGUGUCGCCAAGUUCCUGCAGGACCAGAGCAAGGCGGAGGUGCGGGUGUUCGGGGCCGAGCGCGAGAAACUCUGCCAGUUAGCCGCCCUGUAUUCACUGGAGCUGUGGUUCGAGGGUCCGAGCGCGGUGCUGCGCAAAACGUCACGUACGCCCUCGAUGCAGCCCGCCCAGCGGCACCACACGGGACACAGCGCCAUCCACAAACGCAUACGGACGCACCACGUGCUCUCGUAGACGGUGUGAGUGCUGUGAAUCGGUGGCGAUGAUUUUGAUUGGAUCCGUUGAUGGUGGGGCGGUCAUACUCUUCAUGGUUGUGUUUUUGUUAAUUUUAAGGGGUUGAUUAAAAUCAUGGUAGCUCUUUUUAAACUUAAGGGUGUCAUAAUUAAUUAGUAGUAAUCAUUUGUUAUUUAUAAAAUGACAAGACAUUUCAAAAAUUUGUUCAUAUCAUGAAAGAUUUAGAUUUAGAUUUUAUUCAACCAAAUUUUAAUAUUUCUAAUUCCGCUGUUUAGAUCCUGGUACUGUUAUUGUACUAAUUUUUUACAUUACUUUAAACAAUUUUAUCUAUUCAACUUUAAUUAAAGCUAAAGUGUCAUAUUUUUUUUAGAUUCCAAAGAGCAUUUAAGUAAUUUAUUAAAUUCCAUGGUCAUAUUAAGAGGAUUUAAUUUUUAUUCAUGAGAAACACUUUUAAUUUACUUAUUAUUUUAUUAAUCAGCAAGAUAUGUUAAUUUAUACUUUAGAUUUUAACAUUUAAAAGUUAUGAACCGCUCCAUUUUUUAACAAAUUUUCCUCUACUGGAGUAGUUCUCAAUUUCAUUCAAGUGAUUUUUCUUCCAUAUUUCACUAUCAUCUGUCACUUAUUAUUAAACAUCUUGUUAGUUCUUUGUACAUAAUUAAUAGUAUAUAUGUAUGUAAAAGAUCUCGCAAACGCGUUUCAAAAAUUAAUAAAAAUGUAUCAUAAUUGUGAAACGAGUUUGUGAAUUAUAUUCGAGCACAAUUUAUUGUAUUUAAAAAGCAACCCACAAUGUACAAUAUAAAAAUAUAAUUAUUUAUAUUUUUUAAACGAUUCUGUCCUUAAAGUGACCUGAGAGCUGCUUAUAAAUACAUUGUAGUACUGUUUUUGUUGCGUCACACUUGCCCAUUUUAAAAUAUUUCAUAAUAUGUCUUAAUAUUUCAUUAUUUAAAUUACGUUAGUAAUUGGCGAGCAUUGGUAGAAGUGGGUUUUGAGAAAAAAACUACCUCUCUAUACUUUGUGUUAUAUUGAGUUAUCUUUAUAUCAGUUAUCUGUUCUUCCAGGCUCUUCCACGUUUUUUGACUUAAACCACUUUUCGCCAACGUCAAUCAUUAUACCAAAUUAUUGGCAUAAAUCUAUUUCUGUUGGUUAAACUUUUGAAUCUGAAUUUCAAGUUGACCAUUGAUUUGCAAAUAAUGGUUUGGUUUAUGUUAAUAGAUUCAAAUGUACUGGAGUCUUGUUCCUGUCUAUAUUUCAUUGGAUGACUUGUAAAUUUAGUUUAUAAAAUAGGAUAUGUAGUAUUUUUUGCCAUUAUAUUUCUCUUUAUUACACGUUCAUGUAUUUAAGACAGUAGAAACUAGCUAGUGUUUUGUUAUUUGUAUUUAUUUUAAAACCAAGGUUGUUUAUUUUUAUUAAAAAUUAUGG